This is a messenger RNA of Prunus armeniaca (apricot), 597 nucleotides long. The record is from the annotation of a GenBank genome assembly. NCBI's taxonomy places the organism in Eukaryota, Viridiplantae, Streptophyta, Magnoliopsida, Rosales, Rosaceae.
AUGCAUAUUCCCAAGGUCUUCUUUGGAGUUGUUGGAAAUGCCACUGCUCUGUUCCUCUUCUUGGCUCCCAUCAUCACAUUCAAGAGGAUCAUACAGAAGAGAAGCACAGAGCAGUUCUCAGGCAUUCCGUAUGUCAUGACUUUGCUCAACUGCCUCCUCUCCGCUUGGUAUGGCCUGCCCUUUGUGUCCCCCAACAACAUCUUGGCCUCAACCAUCAAUGGUACUGGUGCAGCCAUUGAAGCAAUAUAUGUGUUGAUCUUCAUCAUAUUUGCCCCCAAGAGAGAGAAGUUCAAGAUUCUUUGCCUCUUCACCUUUGUGCUUGCUAUCUUCUCCACUGUGGCUUUGGAAAAGCUGGUACCUAGCACCGGCAACUCUUUCGAGUGUUUGGCGUUGAUACUGGCACAUGUUGUCAAUGGAAGAGUGGGCAAUGUAGAGGCCCAAGAAGUUGUUCAUGAGCCGCUGGUCGGCUACCAGCUUCAGGUUGAGCUUCUCGGCGUCUUGGACGGACUGGAUCAAAGGGUCGGUUGGGCUGUACUGGACCUUCUGAUUCUGGCUCUGGAAUUUGAGGGUGGGGACAGAGCGAAGCCCCGCCCAUAA